UGUCGGAAGAGCGCGGGUGGAUCGAGUCCGACUACUAUCAGAGCGAGAAGCAACGGCAAGAGCGGCAAAAAUGCGCUGAGAUAUGCGCUGUGGAUGAGGGAGAGAGCUGACUGAAAUCCAAAAAGGAAGAAGAAAUAUGCAGCAAACAGAGGACUGGGAGGUGCCAGACCACACAAGGCAUACACAGCGAUUACACGUCAUUGGGUCGAUCCACAUCGUGGCCCUGGGGAGCGAGCGGUCGGGUCUGGGGCUCCUGGAGGAGGGGGCGGGACAGCCCCAGGGGGGCCUGCUGUGGAGCUACCUGGGUCGGAGCGUGGUGCCCGGGGUGAGGGACACGCUGAGCCGGACGGACGGGAGUCUGCUCAGCUCCACCGCGGCCACCCUGCACCCCAUGAACCCGGCCUUCAUCCAGUACCAGGCCCGCAUGUUCGGGGACGUGAGGGUGCUGGUGCACGACUGCCCCAGCUGGGACCUGUUGGACAGGGACUGGGUGGCCACUCGGGGUGUGCUGGAGCAGGCCGACAUUCUGGUCAUCAAGUACUCGGUGAACGACAAGCUGACCUUCCAGCAGGUGCGGGACGCCUACAGCCCCCGGAUUCGGCCCCUGCUGCGGCACUGGGCCGUGCCCGUCAUCGUGGCAGCCGUGGGCGCCCGUCUCAACGAGGAGGGACCCCCCUGCACCUGCCCCCUCUGUGCCUCAGACUGGAGCAGCUCUGUUCCCCACAACGAGGGUCUUCAGCUGGCCCGGGACCUGGGGGCCACCUACCUGGAGCUGCCCUCCCUCAACGACUUCUUCGUGGGACGUUACUUCGGGGGAGUGUUGGAGUACUUCAUGGUUCAGUGUCUGAAGCAGAAGGCCAAAGAGAGGCCGGACAAGAGGCGGACCCACAAGGCCAGCGAGCUCCGCCCACCUCAGCUGGAGCAGCCAGCCCGCCUCCCGGCCGUGCGGGUGGAGGAGUCGCGCUUCUCGCAGGACAUGCAGUGGCUGCUGGAGCGCGGCGUGCAGUUCGCCGACGUGGCCUUCUACGCCGGGGAUUCUGGGAAGGAGCUGGGCUGGGCGCACGCGGCGGUGCUGUGCUCCGUCAGCCCCUACUUCAGGCAGCUGCUGCUGGGGGGGCAGGGGCGGGACCGCCCCGUGUCCCGCUGCGCCUGCCGGGACGGCCCCCAGAGCCUCCUCUCCACGUGGGACGGGGGCGCCGAGGACCCGCCCCGCCCCGACGGGCACCUCGCCGGACGCCUCUCCCGGCUGGUGGUGAAGGACCCCCUGCUCUGCCGCUGCCUGUGGGACAUGCUGAGGUUCCUCUACAGAGGGGCCUCGGAGUGGAAGCAGCUCCAGGACGCCGCGGGGGAGAAGCUGAAGAGCUCGGUGGCGGUGGCCGAGCUGCUGGAGAGGGUGCGCUCGUUCAUCACCAGGGAGAAGGUGCGUGUCUGUACACCCCCCACCCUUCAGCAGUCUCCGUUACUGUAACUCUUCAACUCCCCCCUGUGUUCGGAUGUCAUCUUCAUGGUACAAGGCAACGUGCUGCCUGCUCAUAGGGCAGUGCUGGUAGCGCGCUGUGAUGUCAUGGCCGCCAUGUUCAGCGGGAAGUACGCCGAGGCCAGGAGUCGCGUGGUGCCCAUCCACGGCGUCUCCUCCGACACCUUCCUGUCCUUCCUGGAGUACCUCUACACUGACACCUGCUGUCCGGCCAGCGUGCUGCAGGCCAUGUCGGUGCUGGUCUGCGCAGAGAUGUACCAGGUGAAGCGUCUGCAGCACCUGUGCGAGGUGUGCGUUUGCGCAUAUCUGCAGAGCAUGCCCAGCCGGGAGCUGGCGUCCACGGGCAUCAGCGUCGUCCGGCUGCUGCGCCGGGCAAAGUGCCACAACGCAGACCAGCUCUACAUCUGGCUCCUGCACUUCAUCGCCAACAACUACCUGAUCUUCAGCCACAAGCCCGACUUUCUGGAGCUGUCAGACGAGGAGCGGGAGCAGGUGGAGAGGGUCCGCUGGCCGUCCAGGGGUUACCUGCAGGAGCUCAGCGAGUACCAGCAGCGGAGAAGACAACUGCGCAAGUCCCGCUGCCUGGUCAUGUGACCCUCCUGGCCCCGCCCUGGAGAAGGAAGGGUGGAGGGAAGGGGGGUGGGGGGGGAGGAGGAGGGGAAGGUGAGAGGUUUGCGCUUUAUCCACGGACCCCCCCCCACCCACCAGCCCCUCAGACGUAUGCCAGCAGAGAAGAGAAAAACGGGGAAGAGGAAAAACGGCGCACGUCGGCUGGAUGCGCCGGUGUCUGCGGCCUGACCGACCCAAGCGCAAGGUGAACACGGUUCCCUGUGACUAUGAGCGGAGAAAGCGGUCUUUCGCGGAGGACUAAACCCCAUAAACGCAAAAGGACGGGGAUUCGGUGGCGAGAUCGGCCUGGCAUACUGCAAAGACUAACUAACACACUGGAGUCCCCCUCUAAGGGACACGUCGACGAUCGAAAACAGUGCUAGCGAACAAGGGUCCUAAUAAUGCUAACUCAAUUAAAAAGAUAAAAAUAGAAACCCGAUGUUUAUCAACAUAUCAUAAAUUUAUGAUUUAGAGGCCAUGCAACUAUUUUUAUAACAUUGUUGCCUUUUUUUGUUCCUAAGAACACGGACUGAGAGACUUUUGGACUGGUGCUGCUUGGGGGGAAAAAACAAGCGUGUGGUUUGUAGCGCAGGUGUGCAGCCAGGUAAGGGGUGAUGAAAGAAGGCAUCCCUGCCCUAUUCUUAGCCUUGUACAGUUCCACUGGUGUCUGCCUGCAUCAAUAAAGACUGUUUUUUUUCUUGUGUUUUUUUAACAUGCAAA
Messenger RNA from Anguilla rostrata (American eel), 2806 nucleotides. RefSeq names its product Rho related BTB domain containing 3 (gene rhobtb3). The transcript is spliced from 13 exons. Gene Ontology annotation, molecular function: ubiquitin protein ligase binding. Gene Ontology annotation, cellular component: nucleus; cytoplasm. Lineage: Eukaryota; Metazoa; Chordata; Actinopteri; Anguilliformes; Anguillidae. The record is from RefSeq and is a predicted model, not a curated record. Gene Ontology annotation, biological process: proteasome-mediated ubiquitin-dependent protein catabolic process; regulation of proteolysis.